Lodderomyces margitis is the source of this 858-nucleotide messenger RNA. RefSeq names its product hydroxyacylglutathione hydrolase (gene GLO2). The coding region runs from base 1 to 858 and encodes 285 amino acids. The transcript has a single exon. Lineage: Eukaryota; Fungi; Ascomycota; Pichiomycetes; Serinales; Debaryomycetaceae. The record is from RefSeq and is a predicted model, not a curated record. Gene Ontology annotation, molecular function: hydroxyacylglutathione hydrolase activity.
AUGAUCCUCAGAUCCUUUCCAACUGCUACUACUACUACUACUACUGCUGCUGCUGCUAGACUACUCAAUCACUUUAAGCAAUUACGGAAAAUGCAUAUUGAAUCAAUUCCUAUGAGAUGGGGCCACGGAGAUAAUUAUGCCUACUUGUUGAUUGACGAUAAAUCGAAAAAUGCCUGGUUAAUAGAUUCAGCAGUUCCUGAAGAAGUCACAUCUUAUAUCAAUUCGAAAAGGCUACAAUAUGAGUUGAAGGCUAUUGUUAAUACUCAUCACCAUUAUGAUCAUUCUGAUGGUAACCCAUUUUUCCAUAAAAAGUAUCCUGAUUUGCCAAUUAUUGCUGGCAAAGAUUCGCCAUUGGUGACAUACACACCAUCACAUGAAGAAGUGAUAGACUUGGGAGAUAAUUUGUCAAUCACUGCCUUACAUACUCCUUGCCAUACUCAGGACUCGAUAUGUUAUUAUGUCAAAGAUGCCAAGACUGGAGAAAAGGCAGUUUUCACAGGAGAUACGUUAUUCAUUAGUGGAUGUGGUCGUUUCUUUGAAGGCACCGGUGCUGAAAUGAAUGUUGCUUUGAAUAAAAUAUUGGCCAAUUUACCUAAAGAUACUAAAGUCUACCCAGGUCACGAAUAUACUAAAUCAAAUGUCAAAUUCUCAAGCAAGAUCUUGCAAAAUGAGGCCAUUGAUAGGUUGAAACUGUUUUGUGGCGAGAAUGAAUACACUACUGGAAAGUCAACCAUUGGUGAUGAAUUACAGUAUAAUCCGUUUAUGCGAUUGCAGGAUCCUCAAGUGCAAGAAAAGACUGGCUUGAGUGAUCCGGAUGAGGUGAUGGACAAGCUACGUGAAUUGAAGAAUAACUCUUAG